CCAACUUUUAAUUCGUAUCCACCAAAUUACACCAACACAGAACGGGAAUAGUCAGUCAGACGUCAACGAAGCCGUUCCCGCAGCGUCUCAACCCUUGCCCAAUUCAGGGGACUUGCUGCAGCCCGCGGGAGACGAUCAGCGACCUGAGAAAAUGGCUCAUUAAUCCGAUCGGGUCAUCACUGUCACCCAUAGCACGUGGCAGGCGUUUUGGAACAUCAUACGGUCCCGCAACCGCCAAUCACAGGGGAGAAGGAGGAAGUCCAGAACAAAAAAGCGUCGAGGCUGAGUUGGCGCAGGGAUGCAUGACGACGCGUCUUUUUAUUUACCGGCCAUUGCCCACUUCAAUGAAUUUAAAUUAAAAUCCUAUAUAAGGUGCGAGGGCUGGAAGGUGAAGGAGUUUUAGUGUUUUUGCACCAAACUUUGCUCAAAAGUCACACGACAUAUAAAUACCGGAGAAGGACCAGAUUUUAACCCUCGUGGAGUCUUUCGCUUGGAAUGUUUUCAGCUCGGGACAAUGGCACUCCAGAAUAUCAUUCAACACUUGCGCGCGCGCUUUGGGAAAUAUGAACGACUGUACGACGAGGAGCACUUUGAGUCGGAAUCACCAUCUUAUAAAAGAUGCGUUCACAAACGAUUUGGAUUUCCGAGAUUCAGGAAGCUCACAGUAUAUCUAAUCCUGAUCAACCUGAUUAUUCUCGGACUGUUGAUUCAUUCUAUUCGCCCUCUCAUCACCCUGCUCGUACGGAAUGACGAACUAUUCGCAAUCAACUUCUCCGUCGACCAUGCAGCACAUCCAGAAGCAUUUCAAAGGCCAGAUGGGAGGAAGAUACCGCGGAUUUUACAUCAGACAGCUCCCAACAGCUCAAUUCCAGAAAUUUGGGCAACCUCACAGCAAAGUUGCAAAGAAGCAUAUUCUGACUUUGAAUAUAAGCUCUGGACUGAUGACGGGGCUCGCGAAUUUCUUAAGGAGGAAUUCCCCUGGUAUCUCGACACUUGGGAUAACUAUCCUUUUCCAAUCCAGCGCGCAGACGCCAUCCGCUAUUUUGUUCUGUAUCAUUUUGGCGGAAUUUACAUGGACAUGGAUACAUAUUGCAACUCGUCCUUCCCUAUAGAUCAGAUUGAAUCACUACCAGGAAACGACCAUGCCUUAUUCAAAUCGACAUUACCGACUGGUAUCACGAAUGACUUUUUGAUCUCAACCGCAAGGCACCCAGCUUUCGCAUCAGCAGUGUCGAGGCUGGCCAGCUUUCACCAGACAACACGGCUCUGGGCUCGUCUUCAACCCUAUGCAGCUAUUAUGCUGUCUACAGGGCCUCUCUUCUUGACCUUGGCAGUGCAACAAUAUCUGCUUGGCCAGCCAAUUUUACCAUCACCAACCAUACACAUCAUGGACCCUGUGAUGCUACUGCCAUAUAUGACAGACUUUGAAACUGCGACCUGGCAUCAGAGUGACGCUCAGGUGCUCAAAUGGCUUGGAGACAGGCCAUGGACAUGGUUCAGUUUGGGAUUCAUUGGGGUUAUCGCUGGCGUAUACACCUUCAAUUGCGUGCUAUCACGAACUUUUACGACUCUUUAUCGUAAGCUAUUAUAAUAUCCUAUAGAUUCAGCGACUGCUUCUCAAGAAAUAAAAAUUUCCCCAGCUAAAAUGGGCACGUAAUUUCACAUCCCCUGUCACUCUGUUUAUUGCUCGGAUAACCGGCACAAUUACGUGGUCAGAGCUCGCUCCUG
This is a messenger RNA of Fusarium odoratissimum NRRL 54006, 1728 nucleotides long. RefSeq lists its product as uncharacterized. The record is from RefSeq and is a predicted model, not a curated record. The coding region runs from base 515 to 1591 and encodes 358 amino acids. The transcript has a single exon. Lineage: Eukaryota; Fungi; Ascomycota; Sordariomycetes; Hypocreales; Nectriaceae. Gene Ontology annotation, biological process: mannosyl-inositol phosphorylceramide biosynthetic process. Gene Ontology annotation, molecular function: mannosyltransferase activity.